Messenger RNA from Lucilia sericata (common green bottle fly), 6925 nucleotides. RefSeq names its product probable nuclear hormone receptor HR38 (gene Hr38). Bases 2266 to 6297 code for a protein of 1343 amino acids. Gene Ontology annotation, molecular function: zinc ion binding; RNA polymerase II cis-regulatory region sequence-specific DNA binding; nuclear glucocorticoid receptor binding. The record is from RefSeq and is a predicted model, not a curated record. Gene Ontology annotation, cellular component: transcription regulator complex; nucleus. The transcript is spliced from 5 exons. NCBI's taxonomy places the organism in Eukaryota, Metazoa, Arthropoda, Insecta, Diptera, Calliphoridae. Gene Ontology annotation, biological process: cellular response to corticotropin-releasing hormone stimulus; retinoic acid receptor signaling pathway; regulation of transcription by RNA polymerase II.
CCGCGUUGUUAACACAUUUAAUUUACGGCUACUCAAACCGUUAGAAAAUAAAUUUCAAAUAAAAAAAACACAAAAAAAUUAUUAAACGGAAAUUAUUUUUAAAAAUUAAAAAAUUGUAAUUUUUUUUCUAAAAAAAAUUAAAGAAAUUUAUAUAAAAAAAUUAAUAAAAUUAAAAAAAAAUUUUAUAUUUUAUAAAAGUUUAAUGUAACAUUUAGGCCGAUUUAAGUUGUUUCAAAAAAAAACUUUUUAACAAACAAUUUUCCUGUUUUUCAUUUUGUUUUUUAAAUUUUGUCGUGCAACAAAAACAUAUCAUAUUCAAAGGUGCUAAACUUUAAGUUUUUGCGGUGAAAUUAAAGAAAUUUUUUUGAAAAUUUCUUAAAAAGUAUACUUUUAACAAAAUACAGUUUUGAUAAAAACGGCGGUGCUGUCAUAUACAAACAGAAAUAAAGUGUGUGUGUCUUUAGAAAAAGAAUUUAAGAUUUGCUCUAAACUUUUGCCGUUGGCGUAUGAGUUUUAAGUUACCCUAGACGUAUGAGUGUUAUAAAUAAAGGAUAUUUAUUAAGAAAUCUCUAAAACAAAAGGGUUUUUCUUUAAAAUACAAACAAUUUUUUAAAUAAACUUUAAAAUAUUUAUAGCUGUAAUUGCAUUACGUUCAAUUUAAGGACUUUUUUUUAAAUAAUUUUUAAAUUAACAUUUAUACUACUGUUCAUACAAAAACAAACAAAUGAGCGAAAAUUGUGUUAAAAUACUGAAAUUGUACUAAAUAUUUACAGUGCGUAUGAGUAAUAUUAAUUGUUUAUACAUUUUCCACACUGAGCGUAUGAGUAAUAAUGAAAGCAGACAGUUAUCUUAAGGAAAUCCUUAUUUAACCAUUAGUUUAUGUGAAAAACAAACUUUUAAGAAAAAUUUUCAUAAAUAUUGAAAUAAAAAAAACACACUGCGUAUGAUUAAUAUACAGUGCGUAUGAGUAAUAACAAAAAUUGUUAGAAAUUUAAACAGAAUUCUUAAGAAAGUCUUUAUUUUACUAAAGUUUAUGUAAAAAACUAACUUUUUAAAAAAAUAACAAAACGUAUGAUUAAUAUAAAUUGUGUACAGUGCGUAUGAGUAAUAAAGAAAGCUGGAAGAAAUGUGCACCUAAUGAAGAAAUUUGCUUAAGAAAAACUUUAAGUUAAAAACAAUAAACUUUUGUUAAAAAAAACAGAUAUUUAAAAAGGAUGUUCGCUAGAGCGUAUGAGUGUUAAACAAUAAAAAUAUAUUUAAAAAACUACAAGGCGUAUGAGUGUUAAAGUAAUAAAACAACUGUAUUAAAUGUCAAAAAAAAAACUAUAAUUUUUGAAAAUUUCAUUAAAAAUCUAUAAAAAUCAAGAAAUUUCAAACUUUUUAAAGUAAAACAAAAAAAGAAAAUCUAAACACUUUUAUAAAACUAUUUAAAGCGUAACUGUAACUGGACUAGCCAAAGUAUAAGUGUUGAAAAUUUAAUUUAUUUAAACAAAAAACACUGGAACUAAAUAAUUACAAAGUAAAACGCCCCACAGUGCCUAUAAACCAACAGAAACACAAAACUAAAAAAAAAAAGAUUUUAUGAACAUUACAACAAAAAAAUGUAUAAAAAUUUUAAAUUUUUAAAUAUAAAAACUUCUCGCAACUUUAAAAAGUCCAAUAUAUUACAAUUAACUUAAAAAUUUAAGAAAAACUAAAGAAUAAAAACUUUCUACUACAAAAAUUUAACAAACGUCCUUGUGCCUGUGUUUUACUCACUUUUCUCCACCCACAAAUGUGAAAGUGAAUGAGAAUAGAAUAGAAAAUUGUAUAACGUAAAUGAUGCUCUCGUUAAGUAUUACGUCGUAAUGCUGACGUCGUUGUUAAAGUGAAAAGAAAAAAAUGUAUACUUUUAAAUCCUAAAUACAAGAAAAUUUAAAAAAGUACCUUUUUUUAAAGAAACAGAAAAAAGUGUUAACAAAAAACAAGAUUUAAACCAAGAAAUUUUCUUUAAAAAAAAUUAGAAAUUUUCUACAACACAAUCAAGGGAAAAAAGCGGCGUGCUGGAGCUGGAGAAUUAUAUAACGCGCCUGAGGGUUUUGAAACCUUCCACAGGUGUUUAUUAAGUGUUAAAUGUUGUAAAUGUUUUGUUGUUUUAGUUAUAUGUAUAUAUUUUGUUAUUUAAAUCAUACUUUUUUUUCGCCAAAAACCUCAACAAACCACCUAAAGUUAUAAAGAAAAUGUUUAUACUAUUUUACUUAAACGUUCUGAAGAUUUAAACAUAAAAUGCGUAAUCGUUUGGCCUCCUUGAUAGUGGUGAAACAAGAGCCCUCCAACUCUUUAGGUAAUCCAGCAAAUACUUUAAAUUCCUCCCAUACAUCAGCGUCUAUACCCUCGUCUCCUACUUUUGAAAUUAAUAAUAAUCAAAUAUUUAAUGAUAAUACCCAUGUGGCCAUAAAAACAGAAUUAAAUGCCUAUGAGAUAAAUAAUAAUCAUAUACAAUUAAGUGAUAGUUACAAUUUUAAUACUUAUCAGCAGCAUUCACAACAGCAGCAACAACAACAACAACAGUCUCAGCAGCUGCCCUUACACCUUAAACAAGCACACAACAAUCAUUUGUAUCAUCUACACUCUCAUACGCCACAACAACAACACCAGCAACAUCAGCAAAUUGUACCUACUUCUCCCGCUACUACUACUACUACCACCGCCAACUCAGCAAAUUUAAUUUAUCCCUGUCGUAAUUUAUUUCCUGAUGGUUGUGAUAUAUCUCAUCAUCAUCAUUUGAAUUGUUCUAAUUUUUCUAAUUUGAAUUCAAAUCUAAAUGAAUCGACCACUUUAUUGUAUAAUUCUCAUAGUGAUAAAUUUAUUUUGAAAUCGGAACCUUUAUCAUAUGAACCGCCACAUCAACACAAUCAUCACCAGCAACAGCUGCAAAACUUACAUCACACUUCUCAAGAGCAGCGCUCUUCUUUGGAGUCGCAUUCUUCCUUGUCUAUAGACAAUCAAUGGUGUUUAACAAAUUUAUCUGGUAGAAAACAUUAUAAUAGUUUUCAUAACUCUACAUCACCGGAUUACACUAGUUGUCAGAAAAAUAGCCAUAACAACAAUAACAACAACAGUGCAGCAUUUAACACCAACGCCAAUUUACAAGAAGAACGUGCAACAGCAACGUUACCAACACCCACAACAACAACUACAGCUAAUACAACACCACCGAAGAUCUCAACAAUAAUAACAACAACUACAAAAACAACAGCGACAACAACAACAACAAGCAACCAACAAACAUUUAAUAAUAAAAGUAACAGCAAUAGCAUCAAUAAUAUUAGUGGAAAUACUAAAUUGCUUAAAAUUAAAACUGAAAUAACAACAGCAAUAGAACCAGAAUCAGAAGAGACCCAGUCACAAUCAAUUGUUGCCACUAAAACAACAAACAAUCGAACUACUGUAUCAUCUGCUAAUUCAAUAACAAAAACAUCUAUAGCUGUAACUACAACAACAGCAGCUGCUGGAGCAACAUCAUUAGCAUCAUCAACAUUAAGUAGUACAACAGCAAAUCGUCUAACAAGCAAUAAUCAACAGCAGCAAAAUCAACAUCACAAGACACGGUCAACAAACGCUACAACAAGCAUGUUACUAUUGCAACCAAAUAACACUUUCGGUACUCUUUCUCCGUUUGAUAAUUUUUCCACACAAUCGAACUCUCAACAAAACCAAACUCAAGCGUCACAACAUCAUCCUCACCAUCACCAUCAUCAACACCACAACAAUCCUUUACAAACUCAAAGUGGUGGACACCAGCAUCAUCAUCAUCACCACCAUCAUCAUAACGUGACGUCGAAUAGCGGUAAUCAUCAUAUAUUAUCGGUGGCUUCAGAGGAUCAUUUAAUUGGUAACUUAACGGAUACCACCACUUCAGAGCAUUCGGAGUUAAUUGAUCAUACCUUUAAUCAAUUGUCAGAUUUAUUUUUCCCUACCGAUUCCAAUCAAUCUUUACUCUCACCUACUAUUGAUCAAAAUCCCUCACGGGAUACAGAGACAUCUGCGCAUCAUCAUCAUCACAAUCAGCUGCAAGAUUUACAUUCUUCCUGUGAGACUUUGGUGGGUUCCAGUGAGGAUAUUACCAGCUCUAUUGAGAACCUUACAAAAUUAACCUGCCUUCGUGAAAAAAGACUUUCCUCGAUACCCGAACAGCAUACCGCUACUACACCCAACUCAGAACAAGAUCACUCUUCGUUGUGUUUUGAUCGUUCUACACCUCAAGAGAUUGGUCUUCUCAGUUUAAGGUCCAGCAGUGAUCCGGCCAUAGCUUUACAUACUCUACAAGAAAGACAAGCUUUACAACAACAGCAGCAACAACAAUCCGGCCAUCAUAUUGGUCAUUCACGUUCAGGUGGAGAUCCUCUUUUAUCGCCCCUGGGUGGACCACUCUCACUACCCAGUUUUCAAGAAACCUACUCUCUUAAAUACGGUACAUCAUCUUCUACUUCAGAUUCCUUAACUACGGAACUAACUAUUAAAAUGGAUGAAGAUUGUUAUCCAUUGUCUACUUCCACAGAGGCUAUAGGUGGUCCGGCAUUAAAUCAACACACCACCUCCAACAACACUAAUACAUCCGUCAGCUCUCAUCAUCAGGCAACUCAUACACAACAUCACCAGCAGCACGCUCAUUUACAUUCACAGCUGCAGAAUCAACAUAAUUUAGCUGGGAGUCAUCAGCAUCUCCACAGUCAGCCACCGCAGACAACUAGUAAUUUUAGUUAUCAUGGACAUUUUAAUGCCACAACGACUCCAGCUUCAUCAAGUUCUUCGGCUUCCUCGUAUGAGUUUAAUAACGGUUCCAGUUCGGGCAAUGAAAAUGUACAGAAUUUCAAUACAUCCACAGGGGGAGAAAGUUUCUAUCAGCAAUAUCAGCUAACGUCGCAACCGAAUAACUAUCAAUCUUCGGCAGCUGAACGUUAUAGUUUACCCACAUUUCCCACCAUGUCCGAACUGGAAGCAGCCUCGGCAGCUGCUUCUACGGUAGCCUUGGCUCCACUCCGUAGAGCCUCAUUGCCCGUCAAUCGUUCGGAAUCGCCCAUCAGUCAUAGUCCGAAACUUCCUAAGCUGAUAAUCGGUAGCGGUAGUAGUUCAUCACUACAUCUCAAGCAUCACACACAUUCGCAACUAUCGAGCGCACCAAGCUCAGCCUCCAAUUCGCCCAGUGUGCGACAGCAAACAUCGACUCCCAUACUGCAUCACAUAACACAAACCACAGACUUGCUCAAUGGCCGUGUAAUACCAACGCCACCCUCUCAAUUGUGUGCGGUAUGUGGUGAUACGGCAGCAUGCCAACACUACGGCGUACGAACAUGUGAAGGCUGUAAGGGAUUUUUCAAACGUACCGUCCAAAAAGGUUCCAAAUACGUCUGCUUGGCCGAUAAAAAUUGUCCAGUCGACAAGAGACGACGCAAUCGUUGUCAAUUCUGUCGUUUUCAAAAAUGUUUAGCCGUCGGCAUGGUCAAGGAGGUGGUGCGAACCGAUUCUCUAAAAGGUCGACGAGGACGUUUGCCUUCCAAACCCAAAUCACCACAAGAAUCACCACCAUCCCCACCUGUCUCUCUUAUAACCGCUUUAGUACGUUCUCAUGUUGAUACCACACCUGAUCCCUCCUGUCUCGACUACUCCCAAUAUCGUGAACCUUCACAAGCCGCCUCACCUGUCGUCAUGAGUGAAGCCGAAAAGGUUCAACAGUUCUAUAAUCUUCUAACGACUUCGGUUGAUGUUAUUAAACAAUUUGCCGAAAAAAUACCCGGCUAUUCAGAUCUAACGGCUGAAGAUCAAGAGUUACUUUUGCAAUCGGCCUCUUUGGAAUUAUUCGUUUUGCGUUUGUCUUAUCGGGCACGUGUCGAUGAUACCAAAAUGACUUUCUGCAAUGGCAUCGUUUUGCAUCGGAGCCAGUGUCAACGUUCGUUUGGUGAUUGGUUGAAUGGUAUUUUAGAGUUUAGCAAAAGUUUACAUAAUCUGGAGAUUGACAUAUCGGCGUUCGCAUGUCUGUGUGCGUUGACACUUGUUACAGAACGUCAUGGCCUAAGAGAACCGAAAAAAGUCGAACAACUACAAAUGAAAAUCAUAGGUAGUCUACGAGAUCAUGUAACCUACAAUGCCGAAGCACAAAAGAAACCACACUAUUUCAGUCGGCUACUAGGUAAAUUACCCGAACUAAGAUCAUUAAGUGUACAAGGUUUACAGAGAAUAUUCUACUUGAAAUUAGAGGAUCUAGUGCCAGCGCCCGCCUUAAUUGAAAACAUGUUUGUGGCCAGUUUGCCAUUUUAAGAAGCCCCCUAAAUUCCUCUGAUAAAAAUAAAGGACACAAAAAGUUAUUAUAUGUAAAAAAUAAAACGUAUUUAAGUUAAUCAAUUAGGAAACCUAUUGAAAAAUUGUAAAAUUUAUUUAAGUGUAAAUAGUAAUAGUAAUUAAAAUGUAUAUGCAUUAAGUACUAACAUAUUUUAUUUAUAUGUAUUUCAAUAUAUAUAAGAAAAUAUUUAUAAUAUAUAAUUUUUUAAAAAUCCGUUUUACCCUUAAUUGCAAAUAUUGUUUCCUUUCUUUAAAGUUUUUAAACAGCCUUACGUGACUUGUGUUUUUUUUUUUCCUUUCAAUUUAAUAUGUAUUUGAAAUUGUAGACAUUAAUUGAAAAAUUAGCAAUAGUUUAAGUUGUCAAAAACUAUUUUCAAUUGUUAUAAAACGUCGAUAACCGAUAAAACAACCCUCAAACCGCUUUCCCUCAAACAACCGCAUAUAAAACGAAAAAGGAUAAGACAAUAAACACAAUAAGGCUUCUCGAUAACAACUACUAUGAGAUAAUUUAAAAUAAAAUACCACAAAGCACUACAUUUUCAUAUACUUUUUCCUGAGUAGUUCGCCAUUAUUGUGUUUAGGCUUUUUUAUGAAUUUUCCUAAACAA